AUGGCUAAAGAGUGGGCUGUUGAAAAAUUAAAUUUAUCCGAAUGCGAAGAGCUGGCCACCUCCAUGGAUACCUUAUCUUUCUGUACAUUUUCUUCACUGCCAUUGGAAAUAUUAUAUCACAUAUUCGAUAUUUGUGAUUUAAAGGAUUUACUAAAAUUAUCAAAAGUUUGUAAACAAUUUCGUCAGAUUAUCUCACAGAUACUACAACAACGUUAUCGUUAUUUCAUCUACAAUUAUUUAACAUUUAAAUUCACACAAAAUCUCAACGAUGAAGAAAUAUCAGAGUUAUGUUAUUUAAGUGGCUCGAAUGUGGAACGUUUGCGUUUUUCAACAUAUUUCAAUAUGGAUUUGUUGAAACACAUUGAAUGGAAAAUGGGUUGUAAUCCUAUGGAGAAUUUAAAAUUCUUCAUUAAUGACAAUUUCAAGCAAAAUGUGAGGUAUUUCCCCGCUUUGAAGGAGUUGGAAGUUCAGGGGAAAUUUUUACAAGAUCAAACUAUUUUGGAACUGGCUAAGAGAUGUAAGAGCUUACAUAGCAUACGCCUCUUGGAUGGAGAUAAUCGCUGGCUAUGGGGUGAAUAUUUGGCGGAUUUGGAAAAUAUUGAAAAUUUGGAAUUGAAAUGUUGCCGUAACUUGGAUCCCAAUCAUUUGUUGUCAUUGGCACAGAAAAGGCAACUUAAAUCUCUGAAUAUCGUCGAAUGUGAACAUUUGAAAGAUAUACCAAAAAUGCAAAAUCUCUGCAAACAUUUAACUAAUCUCCAUACAUUACGACUCACCGCCUUUACUCAGGAUCCAAGAUUUCUAAAAGCAAUUUUAAAUCUGUCAUCCUUAAAGUGUUUACAAUUCUUCUGGAUCAACUUUAUGCCAUUGAAUUUUGAGGAAAAUUUAUUUGCAGAACUUUCACAAAAUCCCGAAAAGGCCCAGAGUCUCUCUAGGGUAAAAUUCGAAAAUGAUCGUUAUUAUAUUGAAGAUGAAACACUGCAAAAAUGGACCGAGGAGACAUAUGCCAUAAUGCGUGAAAAUGUUUGCAUUAAUGGUCAGGCAUGGCAAUGGUCGGAGGAGGUGUUUGAAAAAAUCUCUCACACCUUGGAAAGUUUUAAAAAUUUAUCAUCGUUGAAUUUCCACUAUUGUUCACGUUUAUGGUUGCCCACGUAA
Musca vetustissima is the source of this 1152-nucleotide messenger RNA. RefSeq lists its product as uncharacterized. Lineage: Eukaryota; Metazoa; Arthropoda; Insecta; Diptera; Muscidae. Gene Ontology annotation, molecular function: protein binding. The transcript has 3 exons. The record is from RefSeq and is a predicted model, not a curated record. Bases 1 to 1152 code for a protein of 383 amino acids.